Messenger RNA from Pseudomyrmex gracilis, 2659 nucleotides. RefSeq names its product proton-associated sugar transporter A (gene lovit). Gene Ontology annotation, cellular component: membrane. Gene Ontology annotation, molecular function: sucrose:proton symporter activity. Lineage: Eukaryota; Metazoa; Arthropoda; Insecta; Hymenoptera; Formicidae. The coding region runs from base 246 to 2147 and encodes 633 amino acids. Gene Ontology annotation, biological process: transmembrane transport. The record is from RefSeq and is a predicted model, not a curated record. The transcript is spliced from 9 exons.
UAUAAACAACAAAUUAUACAUAUAUAUACGUACAUAAAAAGUUUAAAAUUAUUUCACCAAAAUUAUUUCGUUUAAACUAAGAAUAGAAUUGAAACAAGAUAUUGCAAAAAUGCUUUUUGCGAAAAACAGAAUGUCAAUUUUGUUAACAACCUAAUUAAAUCGCUUUUCCGAACAAAUGAUGUGUCUGUCCGACUGGCGCAUCGUUGCGACGCUCAUUCUCUUUCGCACGAGAUAAGAGUCCAAUCAUGGUGGACAAGUUGCACGAGUACGAGGGACUUACCGGUAGAAUACACGGUGUUCGCGACACCAUCAGGGAACGAUGGGGCGUGUGGAAAGAGUGGAAAGACGGUCUGAAUCUUGAUCAGGGUUUGGACGGGUUGAAGCAACAUUUGCGAGGGCCGCCCAAAUUGGAACGCACGCUCGAAGAUUACUCUCACAUCUACAGGAAGAAGACUCGAGCCGAAUUGGUUCGGGUGUCCGCGGCGGUGAUGGGAAUCGAAUUUUCGUACGCGGCGGAGACCGCUUUCGUCUCGCCAACGUUGCUGAAGAUAGGCGUCGAUCACCAGCACAUGACGCUGGUUUGGGCACUGAGUCCCCUCGUCGGUUUCUUCGUGACGCCCAUUCUCGGCAGCAUGAGCGAUCGCUGCAGACUCAAACACGGCAGAAGACGACCUUUUAUCCUUCUUCUAGCUUUGGGAGUUUUCAUAGGUCUUAUACUGGUGCCGAACGGCGAGCACAUCGGCUACGCGUUCGGCGACACGAAGUUUCACACGAACGAGACGAUUCCUCUCGGACAUCAUCGCACAACGGCAAAGGAAGAAGCGUUUCAUCCAUCCGCUAACAGGAUUUCGUCGCAUUCCUGGGGUAUUUUCUUCACUAUUCUCGGCACGGUGUUGCUGGACUUCGACGCGGACGCCUGUCAGAGUCCCGCGAGAGCUUAUCUUCUUGAUGUUACCGUACCUGAGGAUCAUGCCAAAGGUCUGAGCACGUUCACUAUAAUGGCGGGUUUGGGUGGUUUCAUGGGUUACGGUUUGGGCGGAAUAAACUGGGACGCCACGUCGCUCGGCGUCAUGCUGGGCGGGCAUCUGCACGCGACUUUCACCCUCAUCACGAUCAUCUUUAUAAUCUGCGUCACCUCGACAAUCACCAGCUUCAAGGAAAUUCCCCUCGAAGUGUUGGAGAGAGAUCAAUAUCGACGAAUUGACGAAUCCAAGGUUUCGGAAGAAACUCAAGGAACGGAAAACAAAUCGGACGAGCACGAAAAAAUUUUUACCGAUGAGCAAAAAAUGUACGGUGCUCUCGACGCUAAGCGCGAAACCGAAUCUUCGAAGACGGAGGAAUUCCCACUUAAUCCGCUGCCGACUCAACCGUCUGAUCAUUCCGAGAAUCCACUUUCCGAAGACGGUCAUGCGAACGCUGGUUUCGAUGAAAGCGAAGGCGAUGUAAAUCCCAAGGCGACUUUGAAGGAGUACCUGAUGUCCAUCGUUUACAUGCCUCAAAGUCUCCGCCUGGUAUGCUUGACGAAUCUCUUCUGCUGGAUGGCGCACGUGUGCUAUUCUUUAUAUUUCACGGACUUUGUUGGUGAAGCGGUGUUCGGCGGUAAUCCGCAGGCGCCUGCGAACACCCUCGAACGCGAGCUCUACGAGGAAGGCGUGCGAUUCGGAUGCUGGGGAAUGUCCAUGUACUCGCUGUCCUGCUCGUGCUACUCGCUCAUCAUCGAACGACUGAUCCAGCGCUUCCGAGCGCGCAAAGUUUACAUCUACGGAUUGCUGUUCUACAGCGCGGGCAUGAUGCUGAUGGCUUUAACGAAGCAUCCGGUCGGUGUGAUCGUUUUCUCGUGGGCAGCCGGCGUCAUGUACUCCACGCUGUUUACCAUGCCGUAUCUUCUAGUGGCGCAUUAUCACGCGUCCUCGACGUUCGCCCUCACGACGACGGGUGACGCGAUAUCCGGUGGUUUCGUGCGUGGACUCGGCACCGACAUUGCCAUCGUCUCCUCCAUGGUGUUCCUCGCGCAGUUCCUGCUGUCCUGUUGCUUAGGAACGAUCGUCAGUCUCUCGAACAGCACCGCGGCGGUGGUGUACGUUGCCAGCAUCCUGGCUACCUGCGGCGCAGCCUCGGCCACGCAAAUCAUGUAUCUCGAUCUUUAAACUUCUUUCUCGAAUCAAUCUCUUCCCGAAUGUCGAAUGCUGAAUUCGAUUACUGACAGAGAAAACUAGAAUAAUUGAUUAAAAACAAACAAAUCACAGAACAAAUACUAUUUCGUAAGAUAUAUAGAAAGAAUAAAAAAACUGUCUAAAGAAAAUAUAACUGAAUAGAUCCAAUUUAAAACAAAUGUAUUACUCUGUCAUCGUACACAGACAACUGUAAUCAUAGAAUAAUAAUCGUCAACCUUAAUAUUUCGUCGUCAACUGUGGUUUAAUUUGUAUACACGUUCUAUUUUAUAUUUACAUGUAAAACCUCUGAAUUAUCAGUUAUACAAUGCUAGUUGAACAUCUCAGAUAUAUUAUUUUACUAAGCAAGUAUCUUACUCACUAGAUAGUUUAUCCGUUUUUAACUCCCGACAUGUGUAACAUCUUUGUUUAAUCAACAAUUGGACGGAUACGCGUACAAUGUAUAUAUACUGUGAAACAAUCUCGAUCAAUAUAUGUAUAAAAAUCUA